Colletotrichum costaricense is the source of this 312-nucleotide messenger RNA. RefSeq lists its product as uncharacterized. Lineage: Eukaryota; Fungi; Ascomycota; Sordariomycetes; Glomerellales; Glomerellaceae. The annotation marks the transcript as partial. The transcript is spliced from 2 exons. The record is from RefSeq and is a predicted model, not a curated record.
CAACUUACAAGCAGCAUUGCGCGGACAAGGCGCCGCCCCAGAAGCGGCCGGCCGUGGCUCAGCAAUAUCUGCCGCGUACAGUCGUACGUCCGUUACUAUUACGACUUUCUUACUACGGAUACUACGGAUACAACUGCGCGGCCCUUUUUCGUCCUUUUCUGCGCAGUAAUCUUAAUUUUCCUGGGCGCGCAAACACGAUUACACAUUACACCUACAUCAUUGGCGUCGUUGUUCUGCAGAGUCCAACGUACACGUAGCGCAAGCCCACACACAAACCUGCAACUGCAACUCUACCUUGGCUGUACGCAGUAG